Alternaria infectoria is the source of this 987-nucleotide messenger RNA. RefSeq lists its product as uncharacterized. Lineage: Eukaryota; Fungi; Ascomycota; Dothideomycetes; Pleosporales; Pleosporaceae. The record is from RefSeq and is a predicted model, not a curated record. The coding region runs from base 1 to 987 and encodes 328 amino acids. The transcript is spliced from 2 exons.
AUGCAGGAUGAAGAUGAUGCCAGCCUGCACGAGUCCUACAUAGCAGUAGCAACAGACGAUGACACAGGUAGUGUUUUUGAGUCAGAGAACUACAGCGAUCCCGAGGGCGACGAAGAGGAUAUGUUCCUGAGUUCAGACGACAACGAGGAUGAGGCCAGCCAACCUGAGGACGAGGCCGACCAGCCCGACAAAGACAACGAGGACAAUGCCGACCAGCCCAACGAAGACAACGAAGACGAGGCCAACCAGUUCGAAUACAAUGCCAACCAGUCUAACGAAGCCAGCCAGUCUGACGAUGCCGACCAGACCGACGACGAUGCCGAUAUCCACCAUGCGGACGAUGAUGACAUGAAGGAGACACAGUACUCCCUCGAGAUACCGCUACGCGACCAAGAUCUCUUUAAUGUUGAUGUUACCGCCGCUGAAGUUACAUCCAUGGUGGAAAAAGUCUUGCCUGCGCUGUCAUCAAGAAAGAUGAAGAAUUUCUACAGAACUAUCGCAGGCCAUCUUGAGAAGUCCCCUCCAUUUAGGAUCCCGGCGCGCUCUCGACACCCCACUACCUGGUCGUUAGUCAACCCUGACUUCGAUUUACUAUGGAAGCACUCAGCCGACGGCGAGCGGGCUCUAGAACUCGGCGACCCAGGUCUGUUACCAAGAUGGCUUAACAUGUCAGAAGACGGUCUUGUAAAGCCAAUUGGCUCGUUCACCGACACACUACUACUGAUAUCCAGCUACCCGACAGCAUCAGAGGAAGGGAGUGUGCAUAACCGCUAUGGCACUGUGGAUGAUAUGAGCAAUGUUUGCAUGUGGAUGCUCUAUGCAAAAUUUGGAUUCCGCGUGGCCGACAUACGAUCGCAUGGGGUAAUGCAUGUCGACAUCAUGGCUCGACGCCUCGACCAGAAUCUGAUACCAGGAUCUGAUGGAGACAAGCUCUUUCAAAUCACACUCAUUAAACCACUCUGGCACAGUGUCGUAUGCUGGUAUUGA